Molecule: messenger RNA, 384 nt
Organism: Pyricularia oryzae 70-15
Lineage: Eukaryota; Fungi; Ascomycota; Sordariomycetes; Magnaporthales; Pyriculariaceae
Exons: 2
Coding region: 1-384 (127 amino acids)
Source: RefSeq, a predicted model, not a curated record
AUGGCGAUUCUCUGGAUCCUUGCUCGAAUGAGAAUCGCUCUUCUUCGGGCUCGCUGGCGGUUCCGUAUCGAUUGGAUCCGGCCAAUCAUCCUCACUCGGACGUCUCUCCCCGAAACGCCCCUGAACCGGUCUUGGACUGCCGCCUCCCCAACAUCCCCCGUUACCGCGGGCGACAAGGCGGUGCUUCUUGUCCGUGUUCCGACCGGCGCAGGCCGGAGCAUCGGCUCCGAGACCACUGGGAGCGGCAUUCCCACGAGGGGAGUCUCGAGCCACAAGCCCAGGGCUGUUUUCGCCGUGGUCAACCAGGACAGCGGCAAGCGCCAGGGGGCUCAGGCCCGUGACGAGGGCGAGCUGGAAUGGGAUGGAGAAGUGCAUUUUUUGUAG